Messenger RNA from Melampsora larici-populina 98AG31, 1633 nucleotides. RefSeq lists its product as uncharacterized. Gene Ontology annotation, biological process: regulation of transcription by RNA polymerase I; protein phosphorylation; DNA damage response. Gene Ontology annotation, molecular function: protein serine/threonine kinase activity; ATP binding. The coding region runs from base 214 to 1209 and encodes 331 amino acids. Gene Ontology annotation, cellular component: cytosol; nucleus; protein kinase CK2 complex. Lineage: Eukaryota; Fungi; Basidiomycota; Pucciniomycetes; Pucciniales; Melampsoraceae. The transcript has 10 exons. The record is from RefSeq and is a predicted model, not a curated record.
AACCAGCAUGGUUAUCUCAAUAGUCUGAUUUCAUUGUCUGCAUCUUGCGUUGUUUUCCAGCUCUUGUUUGCAAACAUUUCAUGACUUUCAACAAGCUACUGGAACUUGGCGUGCCCUAUCCGAAUCCUGUAUAUAACCAUAUGAAAUCGUCUCUCAUCCGAACUUCAACCUGAUUCUGAUCCAAAACUAUUAUUUACCAAAACUCAAAUCAAAAUGACUGCUGGUCGAUCUCAAGCUCGGGUCUACGCUGAUGUCAACGAGAAGUUUGGAAGAGCCUGGUGGGAUUACGACGGCUUAUCUGUAUCAUGGGGUCAACAGGAUAACUACGAGAUUGUGAGAAAAGUUGGACGAGGGAAAUAUUCAGAAGUUUUUGAAGGUGUCAAUAUUGCUAACGAUGAUAAAUGCAUCAUCAAAGUCCUUAAACCGGUCAAGAAGAAAAAAAUCAAACGUGAAAUCAAAAUCCUUCAGAAUCUGGCUCGUGGUCCGAACGUGAUUAGCUUGUUGGACGUCGUGAGAGAUCCGCAGUCCAAAACCCCUUCUAUCAUUACAGAGUAUAUCAACAACACGGACUUCAAAGUCUUGUAUCCCAAAUUCACCGACUUUGACGUUCGUUUUUACAUCUCCGAGCUUCUGAAAGCCUUGGAUUUCGCGCAUUCUCGAGGAAUCAUGCACAGGGAUGUCAAACCUCACAAUGUCAUGAUUGAUCAUGAUCGACGUCAGUUGCGUCUUAUCGAUUGGGGUUUGGCAGAAUUCUAUCACCCUAAUACGGAAUACAAUGUACGAGUGGCAUCAAGAUACUUCAAGGGCCCAGAACUCUUGGUGGACUUUCAAGAAUACGAUUAUAGUUUGGAUAUGUGGAGUUUAGGCUGCAUGUUCGCGUCAAUGAUAUUUCGCAAAGAGCCAUUCUUUCAUGGCCAUGAUAACUACGAUCAACUUGUCAAGAUAACCAAAGUUUUGGGUACUGAUGAGCUGUAUGUUUACUUGGAAAAGUAUGAUAUCGAGCUGGAUGCGCACUACGAUGAGAUCUUGGGUCGAUAUCAGAGAAAGCCAUGGAGUCGAUUCUUGACCACUGAAAAUCAACGCUACAUUUCGAACGAAGCUAUUGAUUUCUUGGACAAGCUUCUUCAAUAUGAUCAUCAGGAACGUCUGACUGCAAAGGAAGCUAUGUCGCACCCUUACUUUGAUCCUGUUCGACAAAUGCAAGAUUGAUGUCGGCUUUCAAUCCGGAGACAGAGGUUCAAGGAAGGUCUUGAACGAUCGACUUUUCCAUAUGCAUACAGCCAAUUUGAUAACGAUCAGUGAAUUGCUGAUGCCUGUAAAAUAUGAAUACGCCCCCCAAAGGUUGCAUUUGUGUACAAUAUUGACUAUCGCUAACUAAGUUAUGAAAGCGGUAGUCCAUCUACAAUGUAUACGUUGUGCCAUUGCGGAUCAGGCUUCGUCAAUGACUGAUGUGUGAACCAUACAAAUUGGCUUGUCUCGCAAAGGAAAUGUUAAGAAGAUUGUUUUAAAACUUCGCUCCGAGCCUGUUAUGAGCCAAAUUCUGUCUCAAGAAAGUCGUCCAGUUUGGUGGAAGAUGAAUAGUCUGAUUAUGUAGUCUUUGAUUGAGUGAUUUAGGAAUUAAUUCAAGCCUAUG